This is a messenger RNA of Paramuricea clavata, 218 nucleotides long. The record is from the annotation of a GenBank genome assembly. Lineage: Eukaryota; Metazoa; Cnidaria; Anthozoa; Malacalcyonacea; Plexauridae.
AUGGCCGAGAGAGUUCGAAAUGAUACGACCGGCACAAAUCGAUCUACAAGUUCAACGGUCGAAAGCUUGGCUCGACGAUGGGCUGGAUUUUCAUUGCGAGGCGAGAACGAUUUUGGUGCUCAGAAGAAGACGAACUAUUCGCUAUUUUGCCUAACAAGCAAUAAUCCCAUUCGAAAAUAUUCAUCACGGCUUGUCAAUUCCAAGUAUCCUUUUCAAAC